Molecule: messenger RNA, 684 nt
Organism: Limanda limanda (common dab)
Lineage: Eukaryota; Metazoa; Chordata; Actinopteri; Pleuronectiformes; Pleuronectidae
Gene: bhlhe23
Product: basic helix-loop-helix family, member e23
Exons: 1
Coding region: 1-684 (227 amino acids)
Molecular function (GO): protein dimerization activity
Source: RefSeq, a predicted model, not a curated record
AUGAAUGCCAGCGACGAGAACCUGCUCAAGUCCAUCAGCAACGACGCGCUCCUGGACCUCACGCAGCGCUACGGACAGUCCGCCUUCGGCUUCGGCCCCCCCCACGGUGCGGCCGGAAGCCCCGCGCGCUACCCGCUGACCCCGGCCGCCGACUUCCUCUCCGGGCAGCAGAAGACCACCAGCACCGGCAAGACCACCAACGAGACGAGCGGGGGCGAGCACACCAGCGAGGACGAGGACGGCUUCGACUCGCUCGGCGGCGGAGCCCGGCGGUCCGGGGGGGGGGACGAGAAGUCCGGCGGCGGGGGGGGCAAGAAGUCCAAGGAACAGCGGUCCCUGCGGCUGAGCAUCAACGCCCGGGAGCGGAGGAGGAUGCACGACCUGAACGACGCGCUGGACGGGCUGCGAGCCGUCAUCCCGUACGCGCACAGCCCGUCCGUCAGGAAACUCUCCAAGAUCGCCACCUUGCUCCUGGCCAAGAACUACAUCCUCAUGCAGGCGCAGGCGCUGGAGGAGAUGCGGCGGCUGGUGUCCUACCUGAACCAGGGGGGGGGGAGCCUGGCGUCGCCCCUGCCCCCCGGCGGUGGCCUGCAGACCCCCUUCGGACAGGCCGCCGCCGUGUACCCGUUCAGCGGCUCCGGGACCCCGGGGGGCCUCUUCAAACACUGCAGCGACAAACCCUGA